Corvus hawaiiensis (hawaiian crow) is the source of this 2122-nucleotide messenger RNA. It is a transcript of the gene RCN1, whose product is annotated as reticulocalbin 1. The transcript has 6 exons. Bases 16 to 972 code for a protein of 318 amino acids. Gene Ontology annotation, molecular function: calcium ion binding. Gene Ontology annotation, cellular component: endoplasmic reticulum. The record is from RefSeq and is a predicted model, not a curated record. Lineage: Eukaryota; Metazoa; Chordata; Aves; Passeriformes; Corvidae.
CCGGGCCGGCGGGGCAUGGCGGGCGGCGGGGCGGUCUGGGUGCUGCCCGCGCUGCUGCUGGCGGCGGGCGCGCUGGGCAAGCCUACGGUGCGGCAGGAGCGGGCCCGGCCCGGAGCCGCGCAGCACGAGGACCGGCCCGGCUUCCAGUACGACCACGAGGCCUUCCUGGGCAAGGAGGAGGCGCGGAGCUUCGACCAGCUCAGCCCGGAGGAGAGCCGCGAGCGCCUGGGGAAGAUUGUGGAUAGAAUAGAUGACAACAAAGAUGGCUAUAUCACAACAGAGGAAUUAAAAACCUGGAUUAAACGAGUACAGAAACGCUACAUCUAUGAAAACGUGGCUAAAGUUUGGAAAGACUAUGAUCUAAACAAGGAUGAUAAAAUUGCCUGGGAAGAAUACAAACAAGCCACAUAUGGUUAUUAUCUAGAAAAUCCAGAGGAAUUCCAAGAUGCAACUGAUCAGCACAGUUUUAAGAAAAUGCUGCCCAGAGAUGAAAGACGAUUCAAAACUGCAGAUCUGGAUGGAGACUUGGCUGCCACUCGUGAAGAAUUCACUGCUUUCCUUCACCCAGAGGAGUUUGAGCACAUGAAAAACAUCGUUGUCUUAGAAACCUUAGAAGACAUAGACAAAAAUGAGGAUGGUUUUGUGGAUCAAGAUGAAUACAUUGCUGAUAUGUUUGCAAAUGAAGAGGGUGGACCGGAGCCUGACUGGGUGAUUACAGAGCGUGAGCAGUUUUCAGAUUUUCGUGAUCUCAACAAGGAUGGAAAGAUGGACAAAGAUGAGAUCCAGCACUGGAUCCUCCCCCAAGACUAUGAUCAUGCACUAGCUGAAGCCAGGCACUUAGUCUACGAAUCUGAUGUAGACAAGGAUCAAAAACUAACAAAAGAGGAGGUUCUGGACAACUGGAAUAUGUUCGUUGGAAGUCAAGCUACUAAUUAUGGGGAGGACCUCACAAGAAACCAUGAUGAACUAUGAUACACUGUACCAACCAGCAUGCCACAUGUCUUUUCUCCACUUUACUGAAAUCAGUGUCCAUCCCCUCUUAGAGGACGAUGGGCAAGGGACACUCACAACUGAAUGACCUGCGUUAAUAUUAUUUUUAACAUGCCAGGUUAUUACCUCAGAAACUGCAUAGAAAUAGCUUUUUUACUCUUUUCACGUGGUUAAAUACAGUAUAUAAUUACUACAGUUUUGUUUUUGAAAAAGUAAGAAGGUAACUUUUCUGUAUAGGUUAGAGCCUGACACAGAAAAGGCACUUCUGAAAACAUAAUUGCAAAAAUAUUUAAUAGCCAAGUAUUUUCUUCAAAUACCCAGUUUUACCAUGGUGAAAUGCACCUAGGAUUAGAAACCUAAUGUUUAAACAGACUUAAGUUAUUUAGUUGUCUUUUCUAAUAGCAUGUAACAGUUUAGAGUUAACCCUUUGAGCCUCCUAUCCAGAGAAGAGUUCAAUACCAGCUUUGUCUCCACACAAUUUCUGUGUCCCAGUUUGGGUCAGUGGUGCUGCAGGAGUGUCCAGCAGCCCCCUGGCUCCUGCUUUCCAAGUGCAAGGUGGUCCUUGUCCCUGGCCCCAUGACAGUGCAGAGAUAGCACUGGAGCCCAGCUCCAGCCUUGCCAGCCAGGGAUGCAGAGUCCAGCGUGGCAGCUGCUCCUUCUGACAACAGGGUAAGGUCCAACUCUUUGUGGGCCCUCAGGUUUGCUGUUUCCUGGGAGGAGUUGUGCCACAUGGAGCAUAAUUUAUCUCCCGCUUUUCACACUUUACCCGAGCCAUGCUCUUGUUCACACAGUGUGAAUGGCAGCAGUUCUGUGAUGGAGAAAGAAUGAGACAUAUCACCCCUCUGGGCCUUCUGUCUCCUCUGCCACAUAAGAGGACAGAUUUUUGUGGCUGAAGUUCUGGGUUUGUGUGUAUAUAUGUUUUAAGUACAUGUUACUGAUGCAACUCUAAAGACAGCUCUCCUUCUAAAAAAGGGGGGGGAAGCUUUCCACACAGGUGCUUUCUUUUUUACUGUAUAAUGUGAGUUGUUACAUGUAUAUUUUUAUAUACCCAACUUAUCUAAGUUUGGUUGUUUGUAAAUGUACUGGUUUUAAAAUAAGCACAAUAAAACCAAUACCUUUUUGAUACUGUGAA